AUGGAAGAUCCGGGCGACAGCAUGAACGGCCUCCAUCUAGUUCAUAUGCCUCACGAGGUCUGCGCCGGAGUCGUGUGGAGCUUGGAAAUGUCGGAUGUGGGACGCUUUGCACCGACCUGCAAGCUUUUUUCACAAGAGGCCAUGGAUGCAGAGCUUUGGUUUCACCUCUUCAUGCGGACAUGCUGGCCACCAUCAGGCGCCCUCUUAGCCUUCGCAGAGGGCACCACCACGCCCGUGGGCAUCGACUGGCGAGCCCGUCUCCAAGCGCGCUCUGCCGCGUGCCCAACUAUUGUGGUGGACGUGGGCCGAGGGUACACCAAGUACACGGUAGCUGAUGGGAUCCAAGGGCGCUGGGAGUUGGAUGGUUGCUCUCCACAGCUUGUGCAGCUCUGUUCUUCGCCUACACAUCCUCCAGACUGUGAGAGGAAUGAUCAGCUCCGAUACAUCCAGUACAUGCUGAACCGAGAGUUUCUGCAAGCGGCCCUAAACCCCUCUCACAGACUCCACAAGGCGGCAAUGGCUCCGCAGAACAGCCUGAAGCAAGGCGGCUACGCAGUGUAUCGGGAUGAGCAUGACAAUGCCAAGCCCGUCAAGGUCCGAGAGGGCGAUGAGGCAGCUGGCCAGUGGUCAGUGGAGGUGCUCCAAAGCUCUGAGCGGGGAAUCCUCUCCGUGCAGUCGGAGUCUUUGGAGCCAAUCCGAAUGGCCCAGGACCUGCCCAUCCUCAUCGGGGAGCCCUUUGUGAUCACUGCCGCCGGGAGUGGCGAGAAAGCCGCCUGGGAGCAGAAUAUCCGAAGCCAGCUGGGCAACGACCGACCGGGUGCCGUCCAAGUGGUCUCUCAGGCCCAAAUGGCUCUUGCCCUAGCAUUGAAGAGCCAAGAAUUGUGCUGGUCACAGUUCAGCGGUGGUGGGCAUGUUGGCACAAACAUUCUCAUGCUCAGCACUUUUGACUCAUCAGAGGCAAGAGUAGGCAUCAUGGUGGCUGGAGUUGAACUUCAACAAAAGCUGCUGCACCGGAUGCGGAUGCUACCAGGAGAGGCUGCACAGGCCGAGACACUCACACCAGAUGUUGACAAGAAGCCGAGCCCUUCAAAAUCCUCGUCAGACGAGGAUCGCUUGGAGGAUAUGGCCUCCGAGGCUAGCAGGCUUCGACAGCAGAUCUUGAAUGCUAAGAAGGAGAAAGACCUUGCCAACAGAAGGAGACAAAAGAUUGAAAACGAUUCAGUCCGCCAUCACACGAACACCGCUAAGCAAAUCGCAAACUAUCACUGUCGGUUGCAAGCUAUGCGAAAUACUAUUACAGCUGACAAAGAAGAGGCCAAUAUUCUGCGACAGAAUCGUUGCAAUAGCGAGCGCAAGAAGCAGUGCCACCAAGCUCAAGCCAGGAAGCUGAAAGAAGAAGCUGAAUCGUGCAAGGCGCAUAAAGCAAAGCUCGUUGUCGAAGUGCAGGUGGAGUCGGACAAGCUGGCUGCCCUGUGGGCAGAAGUGAAAAGCUACGAGCAGGCCUUAAAGGAAGUGUUGGAGCGCAAGGUCUUGGCGGAGGCGGAGGUCACAGCAACCAGGAUGUCGCAAGUGACACAGCAAGAGGAGGACGACACGAGGAAUUUCGCAAUGCACAGUGGGAGCGAAGACGAGCAGGAGGAUGAAAACGAGGAGGAAGAAGCCAGAGUCUUGAACGAAUUAGAGCUCGCCUACGAGGGCUUAGAGUUGUCCUCGAUCAUGCCCAUCCCUGCAGCAGUGCGGCUGGCCACAGGCCACAUUUCACACCAAGAGACGAUGUCGAAAGUAGACAUCCCCGAAACCGGCUUCCUGGAGAGAGAAGGCAUCGAGUUUAGCCGAUGGACGCGGCCGUCGCCCAGUGGAAACAAGGAUUGGACAGAAGAGGAGCUGGAA
Molecule: messenger RNA, 1890 nt
Organism: Symbiodinium necroappetens
Lineage: Eukaryota; Dinophyceae; Suessiales; Symbiodiniaceae
Source: the annotation of a GenBank genome assembly